GUAAAUAAGAAUACCGACAUGUAAUUUGUAGGCAUCCAUACGUGUCCAAUAAUAUUGUCCAAAUUGGCAAAGGCAAUAGAAAGCAAGUACAAUAAAGCGUGUGGUCCUUGCUUUAAGACAAUAGAUUGUCACAGAUCUUCUUCAAACUUCAAAGCCAUUGCAACAACCUGCACGUAAUGUAGUAUCAUAUUUUGAUGCUUUCCAUAUUCUCUUCUCUUCCUACCGCAACUCCAUUUAAAGAAACCUACUCUUAGCUCAAAAAUUGCACCAAUUGUACAAGUCUAAGCCAAAACAACUUGAUGGCAAAAUGCACAAAGUCUCUAGUUAUGUUCCCAAUCCUCUUGCAAACUAUAUGCUUCCUUUUGUUCCCACAACCUCUAAUGUCUCAAGAAAACAAUUUUGUUCGUCAACCAGCUAGUCAGCUCAUCAUCACUCCCCAUCAACGCUCCAAUUCAGAACCUCAACAGGUGCAUAUUUCAUUGGUGGGGAAAGAUAAGAUGAGAGUGUCAUGGAUAACGGAAGACAAGGAAACAGAAACUAUGGUUGAGUAUGGAACCAAAGCAGGGGAGUAUAGUGAAAAAACAAUGGGGGAGCAUACAUCGUACCAAUAUUUUUUCUACAAUUCUGGAAAAAUACACAAUGCUGUGAUUGGACCUUUGGAGCCAAACACAACUUACUUCUACAGGUGUGGAGGUUUGGGUCCUGAGUUUUCCUUCAAGACACCACCCUCUAAGUUUCCUAUUGAAUUUGUCAUUGUUGGAGACUUGGGACAAACUGAAUGGACUGCAUCAACCCUAAAACAUGUCGACAAAAGCGACUACGAUGUAUUCUUGAUACCAGGAGAUCUAUCAUAUGCAGACUCACAACAACCAUUAUGGGAUUCUUUUGGUCGUUUAGUAGAACCAUAUGCUAGUAAAAGACCAUGGAUGGUUACUGAAGGAAACCACGAAAUUGAGAUUUUUCCAAUUAUAUACCCAAAAGGCUUUGAGGCUUACAAUACCCGUUGGCCAAUGCCAUUUCAAGAGAGUGGUUCAAACUCAAAUCUCUAUUACUCUUUUGAGGUUGCUGGGGUACAUAUUAUUAUGCUGGGUUCAUAUGCUGAUUUUAGUGUUGAAUCACAACAAUAUGAGUGGCUUCAAUUAGACCUUACUAAGAUUGAUAGGGUGAAGACACCUUGGGUUAUUACAAUGGUUCAUGCACCUUGGUAUACUACUAAUGAGGCACAUCAAGGUGAAGGUGAAUCCAUGAGACAAGCUAUGGAAGAGUUGCUUUUUAAGGCUCGUGUUGAUUUGGUUUUUGCUGGACAUGUUCAUGCGUAUGAACGAUUUACUCGAAUUUACAAUAACAAGGCUGAUUCAUGCGGUCCAAUGUAUGUGACAAUUGGGGAUGGAGGAAACCGCGAGGGACUUGCACUAAGGUUUAAGAAUCCUCCAAGUCCACUCUCAUUGUUUCGAGAGCCAAGCUUCGGUCAUGGAAGGUUACGAAUACUGAAUGAAACUCAUGCACAUUGGUCAUGGCAUCGCAACAACGACAAGGAUGCAAUUGUAGCUGAUGGAAUCUGGAUAGAGAGCUUAAGCAACUUGAAAGCAUGUUCAGAGACGCCAAACCAACAAGUUGCUCAUCAAGAGCUGUAAAUUCUCAAUUUUGAGCAAUAUUUGUUGCACAAAUAAUGUAAAGUUGAGGACCUGUUUAUUACGGGUUAUUUUUGAAGCUACUCAAAACAACUUAUCGUUUUAAACAACUUUUAUGCAUAAUUUUUUUAAUCUCAUUCCUUAGAAAUAUGUACACAAUUCUCUAAAUUUCAUUUUCUUUGAUAUUA
Messenger RNA from Medicago truncatula (barrel medic), 1819 nucleotides. RefSeq names its product purple acid phosphatase 22. The transcript is spliced from 5 exons. The coding region runs from base 300 to 1634 and encodes 444 amino acids. Gene Ontology annotation, molecular function: metal ion binding; acid phosphatase activity. NCBI's taxonomy places the organism in Eukaryota, Viridiplantae, Streptophyta, Magnoliopsida, Fabales, Fabaceae. The record is from RefSeq and is a predicted model, not a curated record.